This is a messenger RNA of Glossina fuscipes, 968 nucleotides long. RefSeq names its product proteasome subunit beta type-4 (gene Prosbeta7). Gene Ontology annotation, cellular component: proteasome core complex. NCBI's taxonomy places the organism in Eukaryota, Metazoa, Arthropoda, Insecta, Diptera, Glossinidae. Bases 81 to 902 code for a protein of 273 amino acids. The record is from RefSeq and is a predicted model, not a curated record. The transcript has 3 exons.
CUAAUAACAUAAAACAGUAGCUACUGUCUAAUUAAGAAAACAUAUUCAGUUUUUUUUGCUCUAAUAAUAAAUAAAUUAAAAUGUUUUCUACUUCGAAUAAAAAUACUUUGUUCUGCAAAGAAUUUUGGGGUAAUGGUCCUGCACCGGGAGGAUUUUACAAUUUCGUAGGCACUAACGAGAAUACCUCGAACUUCAAUAAAGUUUGCAAAGAGUACACAACACCGGGUCCCUUUGGAACACAACACUCCUUUUCUCCGAUUACCACUGGCAGUUCCGUUGUUGGCAUUAAAUUCGAUGGAGGUGUUAUGAUUGCUGCUGACAAUUUAGUUUCCUAUGGUUCGUUGGCUCGCUAUCAAGAUGUAGAACGUGUUUUCAAAGUGAACGAUAAAACUAUUAUGGGUGCCAGUGGCGAUUUUGCCGACUUUCAAAGUUUAAAACGCAGCAUUGAUCAAAAAAUAAUCGAAGAUACUUGUGAUGAUGAUGAAAUUAUUAUGAAACCUAAAGCUUUGUACACUUGGUUAACACGUAUAUUGUAUAAUCGUCGUAGUCGAUUUAAUCCUCUUUGGCUGGAGAUUGUUGUUGGCGGUUUUGAUAAUGGUAUACCAUUUUUGGGUCACGUAGAUCUACGCGGUCGAGCUUAUGAAGAUACUGUCGUUGCUACUAGUUUCGGUAAACAUUUAGCUUUACCCUUAGUAAGAGAAAAACUUGGUGACAAAAAGCUGUUAACACUAAGCGAAGCUAAGGAAGUGCUGCGUGAAUGCAUGGAAGUUUUGUAUUAUCGCGAUUGUCGUGCAAUUCCCAAAUAUAUGGUAGCCGUUUGCACUAAGGAUGGCAGUGUUAUUGAAGGCCCAUUUAAUAACGAUGAGAAUUGGAAAUUGGCCACUAUGGUAAAAGGUUAUUAGGCGUUACAUUUUGUAAAGAACAUACAAAUUAAUUAUAAAAAUACAUUUUUUAUUAUAUUGUAAACA